Messenger RNA from Perca flavescens (yellow perch), 1784 nucleotides. Its product is annotated as E3 ubiquitin-protein ligase TRIM39. The transcript is spliced from 10 exons. Bases 1 to 1518 code for a protein of 505 amino acids. NCBI's taxonomy places the organism in Eukaryota, Metazoa, Chordata, Actinopteri, Perciformes, Percidae. The record is from RefSeq and is a predicted model, not a curated record. Gene Ontology annotation, molecular function: protein binding.
AUGCCUUCUUGCCCUCACUGUAAACGUGCCAGCAGCUGCCGGGAAGCCGUCAGGAUUUCGUGUCAGAGACCUCUGCUGAAAGUUUCUCUCGCCGCCUCACAGGCCAUAAAAAAAGUCCAAAGCUCAGGGAGUCCGAGAAGAACAAAUAGGUUGAUUAGAGAGCAGCAGCUGUCCAGUCUUCUCCACCAGCAGAGCUGCACCAGCGCUCCCUCAGACCAAAGGAGUAAGGACGCCAACAUGGAGAUGAAGAGAGUGGGGAUACUGAAGGUGGGUGACAGAAGCAGCACCCAGAGCAGCUCCAUUGGGGCCGUACGCUGGACCCUGCCCGAGGAGGACGUCCAGACUCACAGCUCGGCCCCCAGCCGACCGGCCAAAAACCUUCCCAAACACUCACAGAAAAAUCCUCGUCAGAAUGGCCUGCAGGAUCUACGCAGCCUGCAGGAGUGUGUGCAGUUCAUCCAUCACUGGAAGAAGCAAGUGGACCAAGUCUGCAAGCAGAGUAGCGGGAAUCCAGAGGAGGUCAGCAGUAAUCAAGAAGCCCAGAGUACAGACGGGCGUACUGAGCGCAGUCUCGAGGAAAGCAGGAAACUGAUCCUGGAGUGGGCUGACGAACUCCACCACGUUGACAAGCUCCUGAAGGAGAAGCCCUGGGCACCAGAGACUGAAGAAACUGAAGAAGAGGAUGCCGAUGAGGAGGCACAACAGAGGAUCAUGGUGUGGGCAAAGGAGCUGCAAAAGGCGACUGAGAGUUGUGGUGUGCAGAGCGACGAGCUGGGUAAAGUGUUGCGUCUGCUGGGCCUGAAGAAGAAACGGCUGGUGAACCUGCUGCCUCUGCUGGAGUUCAUCACCUGGUCUCUGCUCAAAGAAGACAGCAUGAAAAUGAUUCCACAAUUAUGGUUACUGGCAAAGCAAAGGACCUGGAAGGCAGGAAUUCCAAGAUACAUCCCCAACUCAGUCUGGAGUUGGAUUUGCAGCGCAGCAGCUGAUGUGAUUCUCGACCCCAUGACCAACCACCCCUGGCUGCUGCUGUCCGAGAACCAGCGUAUGGUGCAGGAGGGCCUCUCAGCAUCCGACCUGCCGCACAGCUCCCAGCGCUUCGACAGCUGGCCCUGUGUGCUGGGCUCGAAGGGCUACAGCAGCGGCCGCCACUACUGGGAGGUGGACAUAACCAACAAUGGCAACUGGCGCGUGGGACUGACCACCGCUGACUCCAAGCGCCACGGUCGGUUCCCCAUGACCCCAAAGCUGGGCUUCAUGACCCUGUGGCGCAGCACGAGCCAGUUCUACGCCUGCACCAAGCCGGAGACUCCACUGCCCAUCAGCCUCACACCUCGACGUAUGGGUAUCUACUUAGACUACGAAGAGGGACAGAUCUCCUUCUACAACGCAGAAACAAAGUCCCACAUUUACACCUUCACUGAAAACUUCAGAGGGAAGCUGUACCCUCUGUUCGCCCCGCUGGAUGGUCGCACACGCUUGGCCAUACAGGAUACACAUACUGAGGGCGAUGAGCCUUAAAAACUCUUUUUGGAAGAUUGGAAGAAUGCACUUUGACUUGAACAAAAAUGGCAUUGACCAAAAAACUACUGAAACUAAAUCUGCACGAAGAUUUCUAUUCAAACUGGUGUCAUCAGUUAGAUUUUAAAUUCAUUGGAAAGCACAAGCUCUGACUUUAUCAAAGUGCUGAUGACAUUGUUAAUAUACUGUAUGUAUGUGAUCAUAUCUCAGAUCACACCACUAUGUUGAAAAUCUGCUAUGAUAUAAGUGGAGAUUUUUUAUCAGAC